AUGUGCAACGUCAACGCGCUCGGAGUCUACGUGUGGGAGACGAUCGUUUUCUUCAGCCUGGCAGCCUCCAAAGAAGCUGAAGCAGCAGCACGAUCUGCACCCAAACCCAUGUCUCCUUCCGAUUUCUUGGAUAAGCUGAUGGGGCGAACUUCAGGAUACGAUGCCAGGAUCAGGCCAAAUUUUAAAGGGCCACCAGUGAAUGUCAGCUGCAACAUUUUCAUCAACAGCUUUGGUUCGAUUGCAGAAACGACUAUGGAUUACAGGGUGAACAUCUUCCUGCGACAGCAGUGGAAUGACCCACGGCUGGCGUACAACGAAUACCCUGAUGACUCUCUGGACCUGGACCCCUCUAUGCUGGACUCCAUCUGGAAGCCUGACUUGUUCUUCGCUAAUGAGAAAGGGGCCCAUUUCCAUGAGAUUACCACAGACAACAAGCUUCUGAGGAUCUCCAGAAACGGCAAUGUCCUGUACAGCAUCAGGAUCACACUGACUCUGGCCUGCCCCAUGGACCUGAAGAACUUCCCCAUGGAUGUACAGACGUGCAUCAUGCAGUUAGAAAGCUUUGGCUACACAAUGAACGACCUCAUAUUCGAGUGGCAAGAAAAAGGAGCCGUGCAAGUGGCUGACGGGCUGACGUUGCCUCAGUUUAUCCUCAAAGAAGAAAAAGACUUGAGAUACUGCACAAAGCACUACAACACAGGCAAGUUCACCUGUAUAGAAGCUCGUUUCCACCUGGAGCGGCAGAUGGGCUAUUACUUGAUCCAGAUGUACAUUCCCAGCCUCCUUAUUGUCAUUCUGUCCUGGAUCUCCUUCUGGAUCAAUAUGGAUGCUGCACCUGCUCGUGUUGGGCUGGGGAUCACCACAGUGCUCACUAUGACCACACAGAGCUCUGGUUCCCGAGCAUCACUGCCCAAGGUGUCCUAUGUGAAGGCCAUAGACAUUUGGAUGGCUGUGUGCUUGCUGUUUGUGUUCUCCGCACUUCUAGAGUACGCUGCCGUCAACUUCGUGUCUCGGCAGCACAAAGAGCUGCUCAGGUUCAGAAGGAAGAGGAGGCACCAUAAGAGUCCCAUGCUCAAUCUGUUUCAGGAGGACGAAGCUGGCGAAGGCAGGUUCAACUUCACCGCCUACGGGAUGGGACCAGCUUGCCUACAAGCCAAGGAUGGCAUCUCCGUCAAGGGCGCCAACAACAACAACACGGCCAACCCGGUCCCCCCGCCGUCCCGCUCCCCCGAGGAGAUGCGAAAGCUCUUCAUUCAACGAGCCAAGAAGAUCGACAAGAUCUCCCGCAUCGGCUUCCCUAUGGCGUUCCUCAUCUUCAACAUUUUCUACUGGAUCAUCUACAAGAUCGUCCGCAGAGAGGACGUGCACAACCAUCACGGGUUUGCCGAUCAAACACUUUGUGACUUUUGGAUAGAGGAAAGCAAAUACAUUAUCCCUUCCAUCCCCAUCAGAGAGCAUCCAAUGGGAAACCCGAGAAGGACAUCAGGGCCUUCAUCAGAAAUCACAGGUACCUCCUGUCCUUUUAGAUGACCUGACAGGAUUCUUGUCCCAGGAGUCAGAAAUACUAUUCAGAACAUUAGAAAUGAUGAAGGAUCUAUUUUUUUUUCCA
Molecule: messenger RNA, 1609 nt
Organism: Calidris pugnax (ruff)
Lineage: Eukaryota; Metazoa; Chordata; Aves; Charadriiformes; Scolopacidae
Gene: GLRA1
Product: glycine receptor alpha 1
Exons: 10
Coding region: 1-1530 (509 amino acids)
Biological process (GO): regulation of membrane potential; chloride transmembrane transport; chemical synaptic transmission
Cellular component (GO): neuron projection; synapse; postsynaptic membrane
Molecular function (GO): transmitter-gated monoatomic ion channel activity; extracellularly glycine-gated chloride channel activity; transmembrane signaling receptor activity
Source: RefSeq, a predicted model, not a curated record